GGAGUUCCACACGACACGAGACCACAGGAGCACGGGACGUGAAGUGCCGGCCGAAGCGUGGGACGGGCCAGAUGGUGCCCCUGCGCGUCUGCCACCGCCUCGUCCACCUGAGCGGCCUCCCCUCCUCCUCGCUUCGGCUUCCGUUUCCCACCUCCAUGGCGGCGCCCCAACCCGGCAGCAAAACCCUUCGCCCCGGCAUUUCUUCGCCGUCCCACGACGGUCCGGUGCGCAAGAGGCCCAGGAUGAUGGCCACGGACGCGGCGGCUCCUAUGGCCUCGGAGGAGUGCUCCGCGAUGAAGGCUGAGUUCGCCAGGCACGCCGAGUACCUCAACACCCUGAAUGAUAAAAGGGAAAGGCUUGUGAAAGCAAGUCGGGAUAUCACAAUGAACAGCAAAAAGGUCAUCUUUCAGGUCCACAGGAUCAGCAGAAGUAACAAGGAGGAAGUUCUUUCAAAGGCAGAACUUGAUCUUGCUGCUGUGGUUAACCAACACAUUGGGAAGUUAGUAAAAGAAUUACAAGGAACUGACUUCUGGAAGCUCAGAAGAGCCUACACAUUUGGCGUACAAGAAUAUGUUGAAGCUGCAACUUUUUGUAGAUUUUGCAAGACUGGCACUUUAUUAAGUCUGGGUGAAAUUAAUGAUUCUUUGCUAGAGCUAAGUGAUAAAUCUGUCGAACCCUUGCAGAUAAACGUACUUGACUAUCUUUUAGGGGUUGCUGAUUUGUCAGGAGAGCUAAUGAGGCUUGCAAUUGGCCGUAUAUCUGAUGGGGAAGUCGAAUAUGCCAAAAACAUCUGUACAUUUGUACGUGACAUUUACAGGGAGUUGACUCUUCUGGUGCCACUGAUGGAUGACAAUAAUGAGAUGAAGAAGAAGAUGGAGGUCAUGCUGCAAAGCGUAGUGAAAAUUGAGAAUGCUUGCUUCAGUGUUCAUGUCAGAGGAUCAGAGUACAUUCCUAUGCUAGGAUCAUCAGCUGAACCAGAUUACGCCUUCUUCGGUGCAGCAGACUAUGACCAAUGAAGCCAGACGACCUAGCAGACAUGCUAUGUAUUAUGUAACUUAUCUCAGCAGAUAAACUUAGCGACCAGACUGUCUGAUUUGUUGCUGUUUUGACUCACACCGUGGAACUUGUAAUCAUGUCUCAGUUUUGUGUAUCGUUGGCUCGUUGUGGAGCUUCCUUUCUAUCGUCUAAAUUAGGAGUAUGUAGUAUUUACUUAAUUCUCUAGUGCUCGUUUCUCCUAAUAUUUAUCGAGUGCUCUGAUUUAAGAACGUGA
Molecule: messenger RNA, 1270 nt
Organism: Brachypodium distachyon (stiff brome)
Lineage: Eukaryota; Viridiplantae; Streptophyta; Magnoliopsida; Poales; Poaceae
Product: translin-associated protein X
Exons: 7
Coding region: 72-1016 (314 amino acids)
Cellular component (GO): cytoplasm; nucleus
Molecular function (GO): RNA binding; sequence-specific DNA binding; RNA endonuclease activity
Source: RefSeq, a predicted model, not a curated record